UGGAAUUUGAUGACUGCAAGGGGAAUAACAAAUUGAACUUCGAAGUUUCUAACCCAGACUUUAAGGUGGAACGCGACGGGUCUUUAGUUGCACUAAAGAAUAUAUCAGAAGCUGGCAGAGCCUUGUUUGUCCACGCGCGGUCUGAGCAUGCUGAGGAUAUGGCAGAAAUUUUGAUUGUUGGAGCAAAUGAAAAACAUGGCGCAUUAAAGGAAAUCUUUAAAAUAGAAGGCAACCUUGGAAUUCCAAGACAAAAAAGGGCUAUUUUGGCAACUCCGAUAUUAAUUCCUGAAAAUCAGAGACCACCGUUCCCUAGAUCUGUUGGCAAGGUCAUCAGCAGUGAAGGGACAGAGGGAGCAAAGUUUCGACUCUCUGGUAAGGGAGUAGAUCAAGACCCAAAAGGAAUUUUUAGAAUCAAUGAAAUCAGUGGGGAUGUCUCCGUGACCCGAAGCCUUGAUAGAGAAGCAAUUGCCAAUUAUGAGCUUGAAGUUGAAGUUACAGAUAUAAGUGGCAAAACCAUUGAUGGUCCAGUCCGCCUAGAUAUUUCUGUUAUUGAUCAAAAUGACAAUAGGCCAAUGUUCAAAGAAGGACCCUAUGUUGGUCAUGUCAUGGAGGGAUCCCCUACAGGAACAACUGUGAUGCGUAUGACAGCAUUUGAUGCCGAUGACUCUAGCACAGACAAUGCUCUUCUGCGUUAUAACAUCCUCAAACAGACACCUACCAAACCAUCUCCAAAUAUGUUCUAUAUCGAUCCAGAAAAGGGAGAUAUUGUUACAGUGGUGUCACCUGUACUGUUGGAUCGUGAAACUAUGGAAACCCCAAAAUAUGAGCUAGUUAUAGAAGCUAAGGAUAUGGGUGGUCUUGAUGUGGGACUAACCGGCACAGCAACUGCCACUAUUCUUAUUGACGACAAAAAUGACCAUCCACCAGAAUUUACCAAGAAGGAGUUUCAAGCCACAGUAAAGGAGGGAGUCACAGGUGUAAUAGUAAACUUAACCGUUGGUGACCGAGAUGACCCAGCAACUGGAGCGUGGAGAGCUGUCUACACCAUUAUUAAUGGAAAUCCAGGGCAGAGUUUUGAAAUCCAUACCAAUCCCCAGACCAAUGAGGGAAUGCUCUCAGUUGUCAAACCUUUAGACUACGAGAUUUCGGCAUUUCACACGCUGCUGAUCAAAGUAGAAAAUGAAGACCCUCUGAUUCCAGACAUAGCCUAUGGCCCCAGUUCCACGGCAACAGUUCAGAUUACUGUUGAGGAUGUGAAUGAAGGCCCAGUUUUCCACCCAAACCCAAUGACAGUGACAAAACAAGAAAACAUCCCUAUUGGCAGUGUCGUGUUAACGGUAAAUGCCACUGAUCCAGAUACUUUGCAGCAUCAGACUAUCAGGUAUUCGGUUUACAAGGAUCCAGCAGACUGGCUAGAAAUUAACCCAACCAAUGGUACCAUCAGCACCACUGCUAUCCUGGAUCGGGAAUCUCCUCACGUUCAGAAUAACAUAUACACUGCUCUCUUUCUGGCAAUAGACAGUGGUAACCCUCCCGCUACAGGUACAGGAACUUUACACAUCACCUUGGAGGAUGUCAAUGACAAUGUCCCAUCCCUUUAUCCAACACUGGCAAAAGUUUGUGACGAUGCAAAAGAUCUCAAGGUAGUGGUACUAGGGGCAUCGGACAAAGACCUUCAUCCCAACACAGAUCCAUUCAAAUUUGAACUGAGUAAGCAAUCCGGCCCAGAAAAAUUGUGGAGAGUUGCCAAGCUUAACAAUACUCAUGCCCAGGUCAUCCUGCUUCAAAACCUGAAAAAGGCCAAUUACAACAUCCCAAUCUCAGUGACAGAUUCUGGAAAACCACCUCUGACUAACAACACAGAACUGAAAUUACAAGUGUGUUCCUGCAAGAAAUCCAAAAUGGACUGCAGCGCAACUGAUGCCCUUCAUAUCAGCAUGACCCUUACUCUUCUUUCACUCUUCAGUUUGUUUUGUCUGUAAGAACUCCUGACAUUUGAAGCUGUCCUACCGAGUUGCCAUGGCAACGAGAAAAAAGAAAACGUCAGAUCUGAAGAUUGCAGUUUACAGUUACUGUUCUUCACUACUAGGCCUCAGUUGCUCCAGAUUCAGUUUAAUUUGCAACCUCACCUAAUCUGUCCGACUAUACAUUGGUGUUUGACAGCCUCUACCCUAACUUUCAUUUAUUAAUGGAUUCCUCUUGCAAGACGCAAGGUUUAUGCGAAUUUUCUCUGAAUGUUAAAAGACCAUGACAUCUAAACUGGACCUUGGGGGAGCAGAAAA
Messenger RNA from Balearica regulorum gibbericeps (East African grey crowned-crane), 2282 nucleotides. Lineage: Eukaryota; Metazoa; Chordata; Aves; Gruiformes; Gruidae. The record is from RefSeq and is a predicted model, not a curated record.